This is a messenger RNA of Mytilus californianus (California mussel), 3787 nucleotides long. Its product is annotated as sushi, von Willebrand factor type A, EGF and pentraxin domain-containing protein 1-like. The record is from RefSeq and is a predicted model, not a curated record. The transcript has 20 exons. Bases 83 to 3787 code for a protein of 1234 amino acids. NCBI's taxonomy places the organism in Eukaryota, Metazoa, Mollusca, Bivalvia, Mytilida, Mytilidae. Gene Ontology annotation, molecular function: calcium ion binding.
GAAAACGUAACGUUGAAAUGUGAAAACUUAUUUUAACUAUUUCACUUCUGGUGGUGUUGAAUGCAGAAUUUAAGCGAUAAACAUGAGACAGUCUGCAUGGAUAUUGCUGUUUCUAGUUCCGCUGAUUGAAGGCAAUAUACUCGAAGAUGUAAUAAAUAGAUUUCAAAAUGAAAAAGACAAAACAAAUGUUUGUAGUAUCCCAACUGAUCGUCAACUUCUUAGAUGUGACGUUCAACCGCUUCACAACGUGGUACCUGAAGGGACAAUGUGCUCCUUUAUAGAAACCGAUUAUUCUCGAUCGGAAAGAGUUGUUGUGAAUUAUGUCUGCGAGAGUGGUAUGCUUAUUGCCAUGAAUCACAUGCACAGAGGAACCGGCGAGCAUCGUGUCAUACGGAAAAGAUUUAUCGGUGCUUUAAUUGGUAUCAUAGGAAUUGUAACUAGCAUUGGAUCUAUAGUAUGUGGUCUGUUUUGUCCAAGCGGUUCAAGUAGUUCAGAUGGCAGCAGUAAUUCAGUGAACCAACCACCAACUAUAACCUGUCCAGAUGUUGUUGAUAAAUUUAUAACCAGCCGAUUGCAAGAUACCAUAGUCAUUACAUGGGAUGAACCAACAGCUACUGAUCCCGAAGGCGAAAGUGUUGAAAUUUCAAGAACAGGUGAUCAGUCAGGAUCAUCCUUUGGAAGUGGUAGCCAUGUCAUUACAUACACAGCAUCAGAUGACAAAGGAAACAAAGACACGUGCAACAUUAGAUUUCAAGUUUCAGUAAUCUACUGCUUGAAAAGUUUGUACCUUGAAAAUGGGAAGAUUGAUUGUGAUACAUCAAGCCGUAUAUUCGGAACAUCAUGCAUGUUUUCUUGUAACAAUGGUUACCAACUAUCAUCUGACAACAGUUCUACAGUUGCAUGUGACAUUUCAAAUUCCGAAGGAACCUGGGCACCUUCAUCUCAUGUUACAUGUAAUAAAAAGGUAUGCCACUCACCUCAUCAUCCUUGCAAUGGACGAUCGCGAUUAACUUGUUCCUCUGACAACUAUGAGCACGGCACAAUUUGUUAUCCAGUUUGUAAUGACGGGUAUUCUACAGAUUCCACUAAAAGCAUAGUUUGUAAUGGUGAUCAGUGGACAGGUGUCAUAGAUCCUUGUUUAGAUUCCGAAGAACCGAAAUUUACCUUUUGCCCUACCACAAUCCGUAAAAUUGCCGAUCGACCAAAUGGAGAGACUAUCGUUAAGUGGUCGACACCCAUUGUGUCUGACAAUUCCAAGAAUGAAGAAUCGUGUGGUUUUGGAUCAUCAGUUGAGAUUCAGCAAAUACAAGGAUUACCAUCAGGAUCAUCUUUUGAAGUUGGAUAUCAUCACAUUUUGUACAAUGCUACAGAUAGUUCAAGUAACAUAGCCCAAUGUACUUUUGUCGUGAUCAUUGAAGAAUUAUCAUGUGACCCUCUUGUAAUGGACGAUGAAUUUGUAUUGGUUACAUGUCCAAACGGUUACACCUACGGGUCAACGUGUUCCCUUGCCUGUUUUAUGAGUUACAAGCUAGUGGGUGAUGUUAAUGUUACAUGUGAGAGAAAUAAAUCUGCAGAAGAUAAAUCAUUUUGGAACUGGAACAAUGAAACUCAGGCAUUCUGUCAAAAACUAUCAUGCCCAAAGCUACCUGUUCCUGAAGGUGGAGCAUUGGCUUGUAGUACAGCCAGCGGUAGUGAAGUAUGUACCAUGUCUUGUUCAAAUAAAUAUCAAGUUGCAAAAGGAACACCGAUUACGUAUAUAUGCAGUGAUGAACAAAUUUGGAUACAAGGAAUACCUCCAAAUUGUACAGACAAGGUGCAUCCUAGGAAUGCAAUUGGAGAAGGGGAGUUUUUCUUAUAUUAUGAAGGUGAUUGCUCCGAUCAAACUACGAUUAAGACAAUAGAAAAACAUUUUAUUGAAACAGUAAGAAGGGAAGAGAGAACAGAAGGAUGGAGCAACCUCUGUUCAGGUAACUGUACAAUAGAGGAUGUUAUUGUGGAUUGUGGAGCCCAAAAUGGAAAACGACGGAAACGAUCAACUGAAUCAGAUGCAUUUCACAAAAUGUUCAAGCGAUCUACCGAGCCUGUGAAGAUAACGUUAAAUUUUAAAUUAACUUUCCCGUGGCAGUCAGACAAGGGCCUAUGGGGAAAUAACGAGAUUUAUACAAAAUUGUCAGGUUUUAUGAGCAAUAGAAUGAAAGAGUUUGACUUUCCUAAUGUAACAACAGGUUCCAUGAAGUUUGGAUGGCUUGAGUACAAUUGUCCAUUGGGACAAGUACCAACUUACAAUGACGAUGGAACGUGUGUUGGAUGUUUCCCAGGACAGUACUUGGACAAUGAUGACUGUCUAGAUUGCAGCAAAGGAUAUUAUCAAGACAAAGCAUAUCAAAUUAACUGUGAGAAAUGUCCAUCAAACCAGUCAACUGAAAGUACGAGAUCAACGUCAAAAAAUGAUUGUCAAGAUGUUUGCCAACCAGGAACAUAUUCAAAUACAGGCAUAGUUCCCUGCUCACCGUGCCCACUAGGGCAUUAUCAACAUGAUUACGGUGCAACAGUGUGUCUUUCCUGUCCAUUACAUACAUUCACGUUGUCCACUGGCUCUAAUGAUUGUCAAAGAAUGGACGUUUCAUUCACUACAGAGAAUGGCUUGAUGAAUUUAAGAUCAUUGCCAUCUAAUAUUGACGAUUAUACACUUAGCGUUCUGUUUAAACUUAAUUCUAAUUCGCAGUGCAUCGCCGUGACCCUUGCCAAUUUCCAGAUAAAAAUAGGGAUAGAUAUCGAGAUAUCAGUUGCAAGUAAUGAAUAUAGUUUCAUAGUUCCAAAUGCUACAGUAUCCACAGUAUGGAAUCGUGCUUCAAUUGUUUGGAAAAAGUCGUUACAGGAGGCAAGCUUCUUUUGGAAUGGAAAUAAAAUUACUUCACAUAUAUUUGAUACUGCGACAACUGAAGAAAUUCAAGUUAUUGGCGACAGUUCCAUUCAAAUCGUAGCAUUGUCAAUAGAAUGUUCCUAUACCGGAUUCAUGUUUGCAACUGAAGCCCUGUCGGAUAGUACAAUAGAAGACCUUGCUAAAAGUUGUUUUCAAACUUUAGAUGGGGUUGUCUUGACUAUGCAUGACUUAUAUAUAUCAGAAAAAUCGGACACACAGUUGACAUAUUCCAAAUGUGACGUAUUUGACGAAUGCAUUUCAAGUCCUUGUGGUCAAGGCAACGUUUGUGUUAACAAACAGUCUGGGUAUCAAUGCAAAUGUCUUGGCGGAUACAGUGGAGAUAACUGCGAGGUUCCUCCAGACUUCUGUGAAUUAAAUGAUUGUAGAAACGGUGCAACAUGUGCGAGUCACUUCUCCAAUUAUACAUGUCAUUGUUCUGUAGGAUUUACUGGGACUUUUUGCGAGAGUGAAAUAGUCAAUGGCAACUGGGGUUCUUGGUUAAGUUGGUCAGAAUGCUCAGCUUCAUGUGAAGGUGGUACCCAAACAAGGGAGCGUUAUUGCAAUAAUCCAACUCCCGAUAGAUAUGGUUUAGCCUGUGUGGGCAGCAGUACAUCAAAUCAAUCGUGUAACAUAGACCCUUGUCCGGUGUGUCCUGAUUUCUUUAAGAUAUAUGCAUACAAGAAUGCCUUCAAUUGUACAAUGGCAGCAGAUACUAUAUCAUGUACCGUAUCUUGUCAAGAUGGCUAUACAUUUGUUAGAGAUUAUCUCCCCCUUGAUUUGUAUCAAUGUGGACCUGUGACAGGAUUUACCUGGAAUGCCCGACCGCCACCAUGUGCUGGUAUAUAUAAUUAUGUUUAUUAUUAA